This is a messenger RNA of Beta vulgaris subsp. vulgaris (sugar beet), 2122 nucleotides long. RefSeq names its product ethylene-responsive transcription factor RAP2-4. Gene Ontology annotation, molecular function: DNA-binding transcription factor activity; DNA binding. The coding region runs from base 617 to 1759 and encodes 380 amino acids. Gene Ontology annotation, biological process: regulation of DNA-templated transcription. Lineage: Eukaryota; Viridiplantae; Streptophyta; Magnoliopsida; Caryophyllales; Amaranthaceae. The record is from RefSeq and is a predicted model, not a curated record. The transcript has a single exon.
GCACCCAUAACACAAGAACUCAAAAAAGCACCCAAAAAAAAAAAGUAAGGCAGAGAGUUUCCAUUUUUUCUUCACCCAUCACAAAAAAUUUAGUGAGCCUUCAGAGUUCUCAGAUCUGGUUAAUCUUCUAGUAAUUUGUUUUCUCCCCCUAAUUUUUCUCUGCAACACCCCGUUUUCUGGUAUCCCCUUUCUGUUAAUUAUCUGUCUUUUUGGUUUGAAAGUUUUGAUCUUUGGGAUUUAUUGAAUUUGAAUGCUUUAUUAUUAUAAACUUUCUAUUUAUGGAAAUUUGUAUGAACCAAAAAUCAAACUUUUAAGUGAAGAUAGGUGUUUUCAGAAGUGAGAUCCACUUUUUUUUAUAAGAUUUCUCAUUGAUUUUUCAACUUAGAGGGUGAAUUUUUGUUCCCUCAAAGUUGGGUUUUUUAAUUUUAUAAAGAGAAGAGAAUUCUAUUUGUUUCUCCUUUCUCUUGCUUUUGUAGAGAUUAAUUUUUAUUUUUUUUUUAUAAAAAUCUGUUCUUGAUUUUUCAUAAGAAACAGGUUGAAUUUAUUUUUCUUUGAAUUUCAAUUUCUAAAAAAAUUAAAAAAAAAAAAAAAAUUAAAUCUUGGGUAAUUUCUAAAAAUGGCAACUACAAUGGAUAUGAUUUAUAGUAGUAGUAGUGAUUGUGCAGGUUGUUUAGACCCACUUGGGAAUGAACUCAUGGAAGCUCUUUCACCUUUCAUGAAAACCAGCCCUUCUUCAUCUCCUCCUCCUUCUUCCUCUCUCUCUACUCUUCCAGAACAUUCCACCAUUUCUUCAACCUCAACCUCAACCACCCAAUCAUAUUCUUCCACCUCAUUUUCUCUCUCCUCUUUUCCUCAAGAUCCAACUUCUUUCUUCCAAGAUGGUUAUUGCUAUUCACAGCAAGCCCCCUUUUUUGGGCUCAACCAUCCUGACCCAUCUACUUCUCUUGGGCUUAACAACCUCACACAAGCCCAAUUCAACUACCCAAUAGCCCAAUUCAACUACCCACAAGCCCAACAACAAGUAACCUACUCAUACCCACCUCCACUUCCUUCAUACCAGUCUACAAACAUGAACAGUUUUCUCUCUCCUAAGCCCAUACCCAUGAAACAAUCGGGUACCCCACCAAAGCCCACAAAGCUUUAUCGGGGUGUCCGACAACGUCACUGGGGAAAAUGGGUGGCUGAGAUUAGACUCCCUAAAAAUAGAACCCGACUUUGGUUGGGUACUUUUGAUACAGCUGAAGAAGCUGCUUUGGCUUACGACAAAGCAGCUUAUAAGCUUAGGGGUGACUUUGCUCGACUAAAUUUCCCAAAUCUUCGUCAUGAAGGUGCCCACAUUGGUGGUGAAUUCGGCGAGUACAAACCCCUUCAUUCUUCUGUUAAUGCUAAACUUGAGGCUAUUUGUGAGAGUUUGGCUAAACAAGGGAAUGAGAAACAGCAGGGGAAAUCUGGAAAGUCGAAGAAAACCAAGGGUGUUGUUACUGUCACCUCAUCGUCUUCUUCAUCAUCUUGUUCUUCUUCUCUUGUUGCGGCUGCUUCGUCUUCGAACGAUGAUCAGCCGCAGCAGCAGCAGCAGCAGAUGCCUGAUGUUGUUAAAGCCGAAUGCGCCUCCGAUAGCGAGGUGGGAUCUGGUGGAUCUUCGCCGUUGUCGGAUUUAACAUUUGGUGAUGCUGAUGAUUUGGGGGUGGAGAAUUUGAAUUACUUGCUUGAGAAAUGCCCUUCUCAUGAGAUUGAUUGGGAUGCUCUUUUAUCAUCUUGAAUUUGUUUUGUUAUACUAGUAUAAUCAUUAGGAAGUUUAAGUUUAAGUUUAAUGUGUCAUCAGAUCACUAGUAGUCUUAUUAUGUUUUAUGUGUAAAUUUUUCUUUUUCCUUGUUAGGUUUUUAGUGGGUAGUCAGGGGAGUCAUCUCUGCAAUGAAGUUUUUGGCAAUUGUAGAGGCUCCAAAUUUAUGUACACCCCAUGAUUAAGGCAAGUGUUUUUUUGAUCUUGCCUUUGAUCAUUGAAGGGUAGCUUUUUUUUUUUGUUAAUCUAAUGUUUUUUUUUGUUCAUAGUAGAUGGAUCUAGAAUUGUAAUUUGAUGACCAUUAUUAGUGAAGUAUUAUGUUAUUAUCUUGUAUUAUUAUUA